AUGAAGAUGCAGAGGACCACUGUCAUCCACCAAGACUACUCCCAUUACAUCCGAAAGUGCAGCCGCUCGCCCGGGGCGCGGGAAAACCUGCCUCCCACCCUGGCUCGGGAAUUCGAUUCCGUUUCUAACCCCGGCUCAGAAGCCCGAGUUCCCCCACACACACGCGGUGGGGCGAGGCAAGGGCGGGACUCAACACGCCGCGGCUCUCCCACCAUUCCCUGGGCCCCCAACCCCGACACGCCGGGGCCCGAGCGUCCCCGAUCCCGCCCUGAGGCAAACUUUUCGAGGUCCCCGAAGGCUCGAAGAAGCGGCGCCAUCGACGUACCUCAGGCCGAGUGGGCUCGGUCGCCGGGCUGGGGUCGGUCGCUGCGGUCCCCUCCCCGCUCUGGGGGCCCAGGCGAGGGUCCCCAGCUGCCUCACGCCCUCCCUCAGCCCGCCUUCUCCCCUCGGAAGCCGGGCUGGGCCAGUGGCGCCGGUAACUCGGCGCCGGCGAAAGGAGAAGUGGAAGUUGAGCUCGGCGCCCGGUCGGUCCCCGCGGCCGCCGGGGCCACCGUCCCCCUUCCUCCUUCCCUCCCUCUUUCCUCCCUGCCCGCCUGCCCCCGCGGCCCCGCGCCCGUGACUCACCUCGGCGCCGGGGCAGGCUGGUCCGGGCGGGCGAGGCGCAGGGCUCUCCCACACGUCGCGCCGCCAAUGGCAAGUUGGAGGGCGAGAUGCAAAUACCAGUGGCCGUGCUUUCACCAGGGGAUUCCUGAUCCUGGAGCCUCACCAUUCUCUGCUGGUCUCUUGUCCAUGAGGCUCCCCUCUCGAAAUCGUGCUCUCAGAAGAAUGUCUGAUAAGGCCAGGCCAGAAGCUGCUGAGGGCUAAUGGUGGAUACCUCCUAAGAGUGUGGUUUAAACCAGAGCUGAAGCCUCAAGGCACAGAAAAGCCAGAGGAAAGGUCUUCUUCUUGGGAAG
Molecule: messenger RNA, 953 nt
Organism: Lontra canadensis (Northern American river otter)
Lineage: Eukaryota; Metazoa; Chordata; Mammalia; Carnivora; Mustelidae
Product: translation initiation factor IF-2-like
Exons: 4
Coding region: 1-864 (287 amino acids)
Source: RefSeq, a predicted model, not a curated record